UAACCCUAGUUUCUAACAAAACAUGGCCCAUAAUCAGAUACGCAGUAAAUGAAACGGUAAGCUCCAAUAGAUUUUGCCCCGUCGUGGUCCACUCAUGUCACCUACCCCGUUCAUACUGCACUGAUCACCAAAUCGUUUUUUCAAGAUUUGGUUGCUCAAAAAUCAGGGAAGAAAAUCCCAAGAAAUCUCCCACUUUCAAGGAUUAGGAUUGAAGACAGAAAAUGGCGGAAUCACCGUCGAAGACGGCGGUAUUGGACGCGCCGCUUCACACGAUAGGGUUCGAGAUCGGGGACGUCUCGCCGGAGAAAGUCACCGGCCGGCUGGUGGUGACCGAGAAAUGCUGCCAGCCGUUCAAGGUGUUGCACGGCGGGGUAUCGGCGCUGAUAGCGGAGGCGCUGGCGAGCAUCGGCGCCAACGUGGCGUGCGGGUUCCGGCGAGUGGCCGGCGUCCACCUCAGCAUCCACCACCUGAAGAGUGCCCGCGCCGGCGACCUUGUGCUCGCCGAGGCCACGCCGGUGAACGCCGGGAAGACCAUUCAGGUCUGGGAAGUGAAGCUCUGGAAGACCGAACCGGGAAACGAAGAGAAAAGGGUUCAGAUAUCGUCUUCCAGAGUCAAUCUCUUGGUUAACAUGCCGGUGCCGGAAAACGCCAAAGAUUCUCCGGCGAAUCUCAGGAAGUAUGCCAAAUUAUGACCAAAAUGAAGAGAUGAAGCAAAUAAAAUUUGAUUGUGAGUUUGAACCCUAUUAUUUGUCUUAUGUUCUCUCAAAUAAUUUGUUUCCUUAAUCCUUUGGUUUGUAAAGUCUGGACAAAUAAGGAUUGAGAUUCUAUAGUUCCUACAUAAGCCAAGAAGGCAAAAACUAUAUAUAUAUAAUCAUGUUUCAUAGUGACAUAUUGAAUUAUUUGCUAUUUUUGUGGAUUCA
This is a messenger RNA of Ipomoea nil (Japanese morning glory), 920 nucleotides long. RefSeq names its product 1,4-dihydroxy-2-naphthoyl-CoA thioesterase 1-like. The transcript has a single exon. Lineage: Eukaryota; Viridiplantae; Streptophyta; Magnoliopsida; Solanales; Convolvulaceae. Gene Ontology annotation, cellular component: peroxisome. Bases 222 to 692 code for a protein of 156 amino acids. The record is from RefSeq and is a predicted model, not a curated record. Gene Ontology annotation, biological process: phylloquinone biosynthetic process. Gene Ontology annotation, molecular function: 1,4-dihydroxy-2-naphthoyl-CoA thioesterase activity.